GGAAAAACCAAACAAUGUUAUCCCAUACUUAUUACUCAUCCCACCCUUACUACUCGGGUGCGCGACCGCACUGGCAAGAAUGCCACGUCUGACUUUCGCAGUGCUCAGUGGCAUACAGCUUCUCGCUCGUGUAUCAGCUCAAACAUGGUGUAAUAAGCACUACAUGGCCAAUCAGUCUGUUGUCCCACCAGGAGGCGAAUUCACUAUCCCAGCUGUGUCAGACGUCCCACUUCUUGCCUUCCGGUGUGCGGCUGCUGUAAAACCUUACUUGGAAGAGGAUAUAGGCACACCUGCAGGCGUCCUCAUUGAUUCACCCGUGGUGUACUCAGAGAUAGUCGGGGCACAACCAAUCGGCCUCCCCGCAGGGCCUCUUUCCAGUGCAGGACAAUUGGACGUCACUGUGAGCCUGAAUGGAAAGACUCUCGUCAAUGCGCUUGUCCCACUCAAUGCUUCUGCAUAUGAGCUACCAUUUAGCCUUGAUGGGAUCACUCCUCAGAUGACCCCGUACAACCUUUCUUGUGGAGCCACAUACCUGGCAAGCAACUCAACAAGUUCAUCGUCACUUCAGACCUACAACGCUUCGGCAGCUCUUUCUGUGCUCCCUAAUCCGACCAACAGCUCUGUGACUAAGAUGGAUUUAAGGACUGGAGCACUUCUGGUAAAGCCAGCAACUGGGCUAGGUGGAGAGUACGAGCCAAUCUUUCCGGUUGGCUUCUAUACGACCUUUGAUGGAUACCUCUCAACAAAUAUUUCGGUGGUUGAUACGCUGAAAGAACAAGGGUUCAACAUUAUUCAUAUUGUCCCCACAUUCGACAAUAUGACCGCCUUUGAAAUGGUUCUCGAUCGUAUGCAAGAAGUCGGCAUGUAUCUCAUGUAUGAUAUGCGAUUCACCUACAUGAACAACACCUCCGUGAUGGAACAGGUGAAUUCUAUCAAGUAUCGUCCCAACCUCCUACUAUGGUACACCGGUGAUGAACCAGACGGAACCUCAGACCCACUGAACGCCACGAGUAUUGCAUACGACCUCAUCUACAGCCUGGAUGGUUAUCAUCCUGUCAGUCUUGUGCUGAAUUGCCAGGACUACGAAUGGGCCUCGUACACUGCAGGCACAGAUAUCGUCAUGCAAGACGUGUACAUGAUCGGGAACAAUGUCACCUGGUCCAAUGAGUGGAACACGACUUGCACACCCGACUAUGGUGACUGCGGUUGCGACAAUUGCUUCAGCAUUCCUGCCGGAAAUAGCGCUGCUGUUUCACCCAACUCUACCUAUUAUGAAAGCGUCGUUCCCGCAAACAGCGGUAUCGGUUCGUACUUUGAUAUCAGCGACCGGGUUGCCAGCUUCCAAAAUCGACUGGAGGUGAUGGGAUGGGAACGUACCAAAGCGGUAUGGACUGUUCCUCAAGCUUUUGGCACUGCACAAUAUUGGACGCGGACUCCUACAGGCGAAGAAUGGGUUGUCCAGAGCAUCAUGGGCAUUAAUCAAGGUGCUCUGGGUGUUGUCCCCUGGGUAGAUCCGAACCCCGAAUACAUCAAAGUGGCGGCGUCCGCGUUCGCGCUGAGCUUACCGAAGUUCACAUCAUAUAUCUUCAACGCUACCUCGCCUCGGAGCAACUAUUUAGUCGGGGGCGUUGACAUUGCUACUUGGGCGGCAGGACUUGGGACGCUCGUCCUUGCUACCAAUACUGACUAUGUCACCUCGAAUGUGACCUGGGCAGACAUCGGACUCUUUGGCGCUGGUGUUGAGGUUGUGUACACGAGCGGAAGUGUCAACACAACGGGUGACAGUUUCACGCUUGGUAGCGUGGCCUCUGCGGCCUUUGUGGUCAGUUCAACAUAAUCCCUGAUGCAGAAUGCGGACAACAAUAGAUGGACAUUUCAUACUUAGUCUAGCUUGAUGAUUGAAAAUACCAUGGACGAUGACAUCGCCGCCAAAAAAAAAUGAAACAUAUGAAAGUGAUUAUAACAUUGCAAACUAUAUCUAUAGCUCCAUUACAUGUGUAUAACGUGUAACACCUUCAAACGCCAAGUCUGCCUUCGUUUUAUACGAGGAUUGAUCUUGGGAUAUUUGGUAC
Molecule: messenger RNA, 2072 nt
Organism: Suillus discolor
Lineage: Eukaryota; Fungi; Basidiomycota; Agaricomycetes; Boletales; Suillaceae
Exons: 6
Coding region: 80-1837 (585 amino acids)
Source: RefSeq, a predicted model, not a curated record